AUGGCAACCAACAUCCACUACCACCCAACGCCUUUGACGCCCAAGAUCCGAGCAGGACUCCGCCAACAACAGGGCCUGACGAUCUGGCUGACAGGACUGUCCGCGAGCGGCAAAUCGACCAUCGCGGUGGCGUUGGAACAGGCACUGUUACGCAAGCCGUACAACAAGGCGGCCUACCGGCUGGACGGCGACAACAUCCGGUUUGGGUUAAACAAGGACCUAGGGUUCUCGCCCAAGGACCGCGAGGAGAACAUCCGGCGCAUCGCCGAGGUGGCCAAGCUGUUCGCUGACUCGGCCACCUUCGCCAUCACCAGCUUCAUCAGUCCCUACCGAGCGGACCGCGACUUGGCCCGCCAGUUGCACGAGGCUGAGCGGCCCGGCGGCGACCCAGGCGUCCCCUUCGUCGAGGUCUGGAUCGAUGUCCCCGUCGAGGUCGCCGAGCAGCGCGACCCCAAGGGCCUCUACAAGAAAGCUCGUGAGGGCAAGAUCCCCGAGUUCACCGGCAUCAGUGCCCCCUAUGAGGAGCCCUUGAAGCCCGAGAUCCAUAUCCACAGCGACAAGACUAGUGUCGAAGAUGCUGUCAAGAUCAUCGUCAAGUAUCUCGAGGACAAAGGCUACUUGACCACUCCAGAAGCUGUGGACGAUGAGGCAUAG
Exophiala aquamarina CBS 119918 is the source of this 654-nucleotide messenger RNA. Its product is annotated as adenylyl-sulfate kinase. NCBI's taxonomy places the organism in Eukaryota, Fungi, Ascomycota, Eurotiomycetes, Chaetothyriales, Herpotrichiellaceae. Gene Ontology annotation, molecular function: ATP binding; adenylylsulfate kinase activity. Bases 1 to 654 code for a protein of 217 amino acids. The transcript has 2 exons. The record is from RefSeq and is a predicted model, not a curated record. Gene Ontology annotation, biological process: sulfate assimilation.